CGAACCCAUAGCGCCUGCCCGUCCAGCCCGAACCCUGCUCUGGAAAAAUUACGGGCAGCAGCAACCAAAGCAAGUCAGUCUCUCUCUCACUCUCUCCCUCCCCGCUCUCUGAUUUUAUUCUUCUCUAUUAAUCUCUUCCUCCUUUUACUCCAUCAUCAUCAUCAUCAUCUCAAGAUCCGACGGUCCACAAUGAUCCUCCCCUCUCUACGCUCGUUUUAGUCCCUCCCUCCUUUCUUUUUCCCCUCAGAUCUCCCUCCUCUCUCAGAUCUCCUCCCUCCGGUUUCUAUUGUUUCAGUUUUUGUUUUGUUCCGUACAAAUGGAGAGUCACAACCACGGUCCAGUGACGGUUACGGUUAAUAAUAACGGCUCGCUAAGGUGCGCCGCGGAGGCUCUCGUGGCUCUGCUGGUGUCUACUCUCCUCAAAACUCGAGUUUUAACUGCUCAGGAUCUUUUUGGGGCUUUGAUGUGUACCAAACCUAGAAUUAAGGGGGAUGUAGAAGCCCAAGGUGCGGCGUUUGAUGCUGAUGAUGCGAAUGAUGGCAAUGGGGAUGACGAUGAGGAUGGGGACGGCGGAUUUGACGAAGGCGAAGGUGAAGAGGAAUUGUCGUCCGAGGAUGGGUAUGGCAAUAACCCCCCCAACAACAACAACAAUAACAGUAACUCGAAGAAGGCGCCUGCUGGGGAUGCGCCGGGCGGUGGAGCUGAGGAGAAUGGAGAGGAUGACGAUGAUGAAGAGGAUGGGGUCGGUGAAGACCCAGAUGAAGAUGAUGAUGACGACGACGACGAUGAUGACGAUGACGACGAUGACAACGGGGAUGAUGAAGAGGAGGAAGUUGAAGACGUGGAGAAUGAAGAGGAUGAGGAAGAUGAAGACGAGGAAGCACUUCAGCCCCCAAAGAAGAGGAAGAAGUAAAGUUUGAAAACAAAAAUGCUAGGGGCCUCCUCUUAAAAAUACUGUGUUUCUAUGUGACUUAUUCCUCUUAACUUCAUGGUUAAUAUUUUUAGCUUAUGAGGGAGGAGGCCAUAUUUAGGACCAUGCUUUUUAGCAUAAUUAUCUUAUUUUUCUUGCACGAAUUAGAGUACUGUAGAACUUCGAGCCGUGGCGUCGAUUAAGUCGGAAAAAAAAAAAUAUUGUGAUAAUUAUGAUUAUUAUUUUUAUGAUUAGCUACUUUUAAUUAGUUUCCUUA
Molecule: messenger RNA, 1187 nt
Organism: Pistacia vera
Lineage: Eukaryota; Viridiplantae; Streptophyta; Magnoliopsida; Sapindales; Anacardiaceae
Product: phosphopantothenoylcysteine decarboxylase subunit VHS3
Exons: 3
Coding region: 317-913 (198 amino acids)
Source: RefSeq, a predicted model, not a curated record